This is a messenger RNA of Hemibagrus wyckioides, 1597 nucleotides long. It is a transcript of the gene cimip2c, whose product is annotated as ciliary microtubule inner protein 2C. The transcript has 3 exons. NCBI's taxonomy places the organism in Eukaryota, Metazoa, Chordata, Actinopteri, Siluriformes, Bagridae. The record is from RefSeq and is a predicted model, not a curated record. Bases 57 to 503 code for a protein of 148 amino acids.
GGGAACCAACGCUGAGAUCCCUCUCUGUGAACUGUGUGUACGAGAACAUAGCUGCAAUGACUUCCAGAAACGGCACUCUCAUCACACACAGCAAUGCGACCUACAUCCCAUCGCCUCUGAUACCGGGGUUUACAGGACAUGUGCCUUCCAUGAAGUUCCUGUAUGGGGACACUUUUGGGAAGGCAAGCAUCAAGUAUUUACAAGAUGUCCGCUGUGCCUCCAUGGCUUCCCAUGCAAGUGAAUAUAGUAAAGGUGGCAUGUUUCCUUGUAUCUACUCGAAUGAUGGGUCUCUGAUCACAGUGCAUCGCUCACACAACAGAUACCCAGCUUUCUGUCCAACCUACUGGGCACGCUACAAUGUGGAUUUCAAACGACAAGGAGAGAUAAAGCUUUUUAAUCAGCUGGCACAGAAACACAGGGAGCACUACAAAGAUAAGACUGGCACACGACACCCUGUGAGUUUCUUCAUAAUGAAAGUGACGGAGAAUAAGAAGUAUUUAUGAGCCCUCGUGUAAGACAAGUUUUGCAUUUGCUGGCAGAAAUGUGUGUGUAUUUAGUGACAUAAUGGAAAAGGUGAUGGAAAGGGACCUGGAGGGGUUUAAUGGGGUGAAACUAAACUGCAUGGUCAAAAGUAUGUGGACAUCUGAGCUUGAUAGACAUCCUAUUCAAAAAUCUCUUUAUGGUUAUAACAUUCUAUACUCUUCUGGGAUGGCUUUCUACAAGAUGUUACAGUAUGUCUAUGGGAUGUCAUGCUGAUUUAGUCAAAGAAGUACUUUGGAGAUCAAGCACAAUUAAUGUUUCAGUUCAUCACAAAAGUGUUCAUUGGGGUUGAGGUAUAUAAUUGUCUACAAUGUCUUUGUAUGGCAUCCAUCACUCUGCCAGCAUGGUUUCAUCAUGCCAAAGAACACAUUUGUACUUCUCCAGAGUUCAGUGGUGGUGUGGUUUGCUUCAUUUCAGUCAAUGCUCAACAUUUCUUGUGUACAGCUGCUCAGCUGUGGAAACCCAAUUCAUAAAGCUCCUGUUGGACUGUACUGUUGAUUCCAGAAGCUGUUUGUAACUCCUUAGUGAGUGAUGCAAUAGAGGAGAGGUGAUUUAGUUCACACUGUGCUCUGCAGCGCUCAGCAGCCCCUGCUUUGUUAGUGGUCUGCAGCUUUGUGGAUGUCGCUUUGGGACUGACUUGUUGAUGAUACAAGCUGUUUCCAUUUCACAAUCAUUUCAUAAAAAGUGUUGAAACUAGGCAGACAUUUCAUGAAAUGACUUGUGAUAGAGAUUCCAUCUCUAUGACGGUGCUACAUCAGUGAGCUCUAAAGUACGACCCAUUCUACUGCCAGUGUUUUUCUAUAGAGACUGCAUAGCUAUGUGCUUGAUUUUAAGCACCAGUUAACAAUGUAUGUGGCUGAAACACAUGAACUGUUUUAUUAAGUGGUGUAUUCACAUACUUUUGGCCAUAUAGGUUAGGAUAUAUUGCCCACAAACGUCACUAACAUGCAUGUUUUCUUGUUUUUUUCUACGUUUAUAAAAGUUCGUUAAUGUUUUCUGUCUAUAUAUUUAGUAAUAAUUAGAUUUCCUCCUUUUAUGCUUAAUUUAUGUCAGAUUU